CUGCAAGGUCCCUGUGGAAAAGUGCUCCUCCGAUCAUUGGCUUAUCUGCAUCAAAUCUUCUGAAGCAGCAGGAAAUGCAAAAGAUUAAAGUUGUGGAUGUAAUGCGAUAAAAAGGUUCUUAUAAAAAGGCAAACACUCUUCUUCCCUGAAACAUACUUCUCACCUUCCAUCCACAUCCUCCUCCCCCAUCCUCUCUCAAUCAUGUCCAUUGCCGGUAUCUUCUUGUUCACCCGACAUGGUGAUCGUAUGGGAUUCUAUCAAUCACCAACAACCUACACAGCCAAGAACACCAACUUGACAGUCUUGGGUUACUCACAAGAAUACAAGAAUGGUCAAGAUCUACGUUCCAUGUACUUGAACGGAACAAAUCCAAUUCAAGGUAUCAAUGCAACCAGAGCAGAAGGUAAUCAACUUCGAAUCUCAGCAGAUGCAGGUGGUGAAGGAAGCGUGAUUGUCGAUUCAACAAAUGCACUUUUACAAGGUCUGUUUCCUCCUUUUGAUGAUACAAUCACACUGGCAAACGGACAAAAUGUUACCUGGAACCUGGCACAAUUAAUCCAAGUUCAAACAGUUACUUCUGAUGAAGAUGUUUGGUUUGAAGGUUGGACAGAUUGCAAUUCAUGGCAAACAAGAUUGAAUGAUUGGUAUGCCUCAAAAGAAUUCGAAGCACAAGCUGCAAUCGCAAAUCCAUUCUUUGAAAGUAUGCAAAACAUUUUGGGUACAGGUCGUCCUGCCACAUUGCAAAAUGCAUGGAAUCUGUUCGAUUAUCUCAACGUUGAAUCGAUCCACAACAGUUCCGUUCAAGUAACUCCUGAACAAUUGCAAUAUGCUCGCUAUUGGGCCAACUACCAUGAAGCAGGAAGUUUCACAGAUGUUGAUUUACACAACCCUGGUAACAUUGCCGGUCAAGCGUUCCUCUCUCCCCUUUUGACAGCCGUUCAAGAUUUGGCAAACUCAACUAACCCUCUCAAAUUUGGUUAUAUGUCUGCAUCUUAUAAGCCAUUCUUGUCUUUGUUCACCUUGAUGGGACUACCUUCUCCUUUGAACGAUACCGUUGUGGAUUAUGCAAGUGCCGCAGUGAUCGAAGUUCAUACGGAUAACACACUUCGAUUGUUGUUCAGAAACGGUACCGAAGGUGAUUUCGAACCUUUUGCCUUAUUUGGCAGUUCAAAUCCAAACUCAUACCCUGUUCAAGACUUUGUCAACAAGCUUGAACCGUAUGCAUUGAACGAUUUGUCAUCCUGGUGCAAUCAAUGCAGUACAACAAACGAACGUGGAUGUGAUACCCUUGCAGCAUUGAACGGAACAGGUGGUGCAGGAUAUGCAAGUGUUGAAUCAACAAAUGGUCAUCAUCGUGUUAGUCCAGUUGUGGCAGGUGUGAUUGGUGCAAUGGUCACUUUGGCAAUCGUUGCAUUCGCUUUGGCAAGUUGGUUGUUGUUAGGUGGCUUGGUCAAGAAGCAUAAACGUUCUUCUCGUGACACUGCUUCCGUCAGUACUAAAGCACCAUCUGAAAAAGGCCUAGAACAAAAGGUUUCUCCUUCGCAACAAUGAUAAGAUUGUAUACACUACUAUGCUAUGGAAUAUUUUAUUGAAAUGGAGACUCGAUCCAAAAUAAUU
Molecule: messenger RNA, 1617 nt
Organism: Meira miltonrushii
Lineage: Eukaryota; Fungi; Basidiomycota; Exobasidiomycetes; Exobasidiales; Brachybasidiaceae
Product: phosphoglycerate mutase-like protein
Exons: 1
Coding region: 202-1551 (449 amino acids)
Biological process (GO): dephosphorylation
Molecular function (GO): phosphatase activity
Source: RefSeq, a predicted model, not a curated record